AUGGCGGAGAAGGCAGUCAAUACAGCGUCCAGCGCCUUGACAGACGAGGUGCUGAGCCCAGCCUUGGUCAUAGAGAAGAAGUCCCAGCUCAAUGGGCUCCCCUCCCCUUUACGUCUGCCAGGCAACAACACUAACAAUCAUGCAGAUGUGGAAGGCUAUCUGAGGACAGAUGACAGGAUGCGUUUAGCCAAAGAGAGACGUGAGGAAAGAGAUAAAGGUUUAGCGGUACGAGAGCAGGCGAUCAUGGAGAAGGAGCGGCGGGCUCAGCUGCAGUAUGAGCGUACCGUGGAGGAGCGCUGGAGGAAGCUGGAGGAACAGAGACAGAAGGAGGAGCUCCGCAGAGCUGCUGUGGAUGAGAAGAGGAGACAGAGGCUGGAGGAGGAAAAGGAGCGACUGGACGCUCUGAUGAAACGCUCCCUGGAACGCAGCCUGCAGCUAGAGCAGAGGCCCAAACGCUGGACAUGGGGCGGAGCUGGAGGAGCACAGGGUGACUGUGAGAAUGCCCCUCUCCCCGCCUCCACCUUUCCCCAUGAACUCGCCGCCCCCUUUCCUGCUGCCAGCGAAUCCGGUAAUCGCUGUCACCUGAACUCUGUGGAGAGCCUGAUGGUCCACCGCCUUCUUACCCACACUCAUGUGGUCCAGUGCCACAGUGCAGCAGACCUCCAUCUGCCCUGCCACCGAUGCACAGCUCCCUGCAGCCCCCACAGGUCACCCUAUCGGGGCUCGCCAAGCCGGGCUAAUCGACGGAGGCUCCAGGGCUCUCCAGAGGAGUCAGCAGGGGGGUCUAUCUCCACCCCUCAAACCCCCAAGAAGGAGAGGUUGCGCAGAGAGAGAAGGACUGGCUCCCCGGCGACAGGCUCCCCUGUGAGAAGAGCAGAAUCCCCAGCCAUGUUCACCAGACGCUCAGCCUCCCCCGCCACCCCCAAGUUGCUGAGCUGUACCCAGUCUCCCUGCACUGUGCGCCAGUACCACUCUUCUCCCAUCAGGCACAGACCCACCACCCCGGUUACCAACGGCAACAAGAAGGAGGACGGACAAGUUGAAGAAGCCAAAGGGCACAACAACAUCAGUGACAGAAAUGUCUCCAAGCCAGAGACCCCUGUGAAAAAGAUGUCUGAUAUUCAGAGCCCUGAGAAGUCUUCUCAAGCCGACACCGCUGAAAAAAAACUGUCCAACACCGAGACCCCAGAAAAGAGAUUCCCAAAAACUGAGACCCCCAGUAAUAACUUAAAAGGUGAGAUUUCUGAAAAGAAGGACAACCCUGAUAAGAAGAGUCCUAUGGCUGAGACUGCUGAUAGGAAAGCAUCCAAAAUAGACCCUCCAGACAAGAAGAUGCCAAAGUCCACCUGCAGCGACCUGAAUGCAGAUAAGAGCACAGAGCCAUCGUCAGUGACGCCAACAGGAAAAGGAAUUGCUGGAACGACAAGCGCAGAGGAAGCAUCUAGACUGCUAGCGGAGCGUAGGCGUCUGGCCAGGGUGCAGAAGGAGCUGGAGGAGAAACAACAUCGUGAGCAGGAGGAGGAUGAGCGUCUGAAGGCGGAGCAGCUGAGGAGGAGACAGGCAGAGGAGUGGGCACGGCAGGAGGAGGAGGCUCGACGGGCUGAGGAGGAGAGGAGCAGACAGGAGGACCUCCGUAGGACGAGAGAGGAAGAGGAGAAACUGCAGAGGGAGGGCCGGGAUAAGGAGCUACAGGUCCAGAUGGACAGAGAGAAGGAGGAGGCCGAGUUACAGGCACAGAAGGAUGCGGAGCAUCAGCGUCAGGAGAGAGAGAUACUGAAGCUACAACAAGAAGAGGAGAGACAUCUGCGGAAGAAGAGAAUUGAGGAGAUAAUGAAGAGAACCAGGAAGAGUGAUGAGAACCAGGCUGAGAUGAAGCAGAAUGAGGAAGGGCAGGUGGAUACUCUGCCUCAGCCUGUCUCACCACCAGGGGAAAUGCAAAUGAACUCAAAGAUGAAGAUUGAAACUAAUGCUCAGGUGAAUGUGCAAGAAAACCCAAAGGUUGAGUCUCAGGUUAAUGGACAGGUCACUAUCCAUGUCAACAAGCAGGACAGUGCCAUGGUGAAGGGACAAGCCACCUACCAGGUAACCCCACUGAAGAAUGAUCUGCAAAAGGGACAGGACGCUAAACAAAUAAAUAAACAACAGACAGCCCAAGUGAAUGGACAGGGUGCAGCCCAGGUUCUCAAGCAAGAGAGUGUUUUUGUUAAGGGACGGGUCGCUUCCAAAGUGAACCAGCAAGAGAGUGCACAGGUGAAUGCAAAGACCAUUGACCAAAUUAAUCGUCUGGAUAAUACAAAGAGACCCGAUGCUCCCCAAGCGGGCAAACAGGAGAGUGUCCAAGUGAAUGUACAGGUGAAGAAACCGGAGGAAACCCAGGUGAGCAGCCAAGCCACUGCUCAGCUCAAAAUCCAGAAGAGUACCAAAGUAAACGUGAAGUUGACCACACAGACAAUCGGACAAGAGGUGCAGCCCAAGAAACCGUCCACGGCGUCCCUACCGGUGGGCCGACCCCCACCUCCACUCAUCAACCUGGAGCCAUUGGUUGUGAAAAGCAGCGGGGUGUAUGACGAGGUGCAGUCCAUGGAGGUCAGCCCAGUUUCCAAGGAGGAGCUCGUCUCCAUCCCAGAGUACUCCCCAGUCAAUGAGGUCCAGCACAACGGCAUGAGUAAUGCCCGAGCCCUGGAAGAUCUGCUGGACCUGACGGGCCAUGUGGCCUACCCCAAACUCUCCCCCAUUGGAAGCCUAGGAGACUGCAACAAGAACCUGAUUGAGGGGCUCUGUAGCCCCGGUGCCGAUUCCAAGCUCAUCCAAUCUCAUCCUCCACCCUCACACAAGUUCAACUACCAGUAG
Molecule: messenger RNA, 2850 nt
Organism: Salvelinus namaycush (lake trout)
Lineage: Eukaryota; Metazoa; Chordata; Actinopteri; Salmoniformes; Salmonidae
Product: MAP7 domain-containing protein 2-like
Biological process (GO): microtubule cytoskeleton organization
Cellular component (GO): microtubule cytoskeleton
Source: RefSeq, a predicted model, not a curated record